ACUCAAUCUGCCCCACGCAACGUAAAGCGGCACAAAGUGUGCACCUGUUUACAUUUCAUUUUGUAAUGCUGAAACCGUAAAUAAUUAGUUAAUUACGAUUAUAAUAUUUGUGUCAGCUUGUGCCAGUUAACAUAAUGUUGUGAAGAAUGCGUCGGAAAGAUAACCGUCCCUGGAGGAAAUUGGUUAAGAAACUGCGUCGGAAGCGAAUUCGACAAAAACUUGCGAGAGAAAGAACUGACUGCAUAAUUCUACCAGAAGAAGAUGUAAUAAUUUCAAAAGAAAAAUCUGCCGAUGUUUUGGACACCAAGUAUUUUCUAACGAAAGAGGAAUGGAUCAUACGAGAUAAGCAUAGACAGCUCGUUUCCACAAUGAAACUUGCAGAGGAGGAAAGGCUGGAGAAAGUGAGAUUGGAAGAAGAGAAACGAAUCCGUGAAGAAUGGGAGAAGAAAGAAAAUCAAGAGAAAUUGGAACACGAAGAACACGAACGGCUGACAAUGGAACGUUUGAAGAAGCAGGGAGAAGAUUACGAGCAAUUUCUGGACUUUCUUUGUGGGGACAUUGAAACACCUCCUCUGCCCUUUGUGAUGCCGGAAGGAUAUGACAGCACGGGACAAGAAACUUGCAAACUUUUCGUCAAAACGGGGGCUUGUCGGUUUUUCGAUAGAUGCAAAUUAUUACAUCCAACUCCAGUUUUAAGUCAGACACUUCUAGUCCCAAAUUUCUUUAGUCAUUUCCUUCUCCAGGAAAGUCUCCGAGAUGAAUACGAUAUGGAUUUGGGCCUGGAAUAUGAAAAGUCGGAGUUGCAGAUAGAGUUUUUAGAAUUUUACCAAGAUGUCCUUCCCGAAUUUCAAAAACACGGGAAAGUUAUUCAAUUUAAAGUUUGCUGUAAUUUCGAGGCCCAUUUGAGAGGAAAUGUUUACAUUCAAUACGACAAUAUUCGUUCAAGUGUGGAGGCAUUCAGAACCUUUAAUGCAAGAUUUUACAACGGACGCCAAAUCAGUCUCCAAUUUGUGAAAAUUGAUUCCUGGAGAACGGCAAUUUGUUGGUCAUUUCUGAACCGUCACUGCGUCAAAGGAGGUUCCUGUAACUAUUUGCACGUAUUUCGAAACCCAACCAAAGAAUUUGUUUCUGCCGAUCGAGAUUUUAAACCUGUUCCGUCCUAUCGUCCCUCACUUCCUGAGCAGAACCGUAUGGCCGCUGCUGUUCUCUCAUCGAGUCAAAGAAUGUCUUGUCCUGAUAUCACUCCCGUUGGCUCUUCUUGUAUGAGUUCAACCCCAAGUACUCCUCGUCAUUUGGAAGAUCGUAAUCGACCAUUAGAUAAAAGUAGCGGUUCAAAUGAUAGAAGUUCGUCCAGACAUCAACCCUCUCCCUCUCGAACGGAUCGGAAACGGACAAAAUCUACUAAGCGGAAGCGUAGCAAAUCUCGUAAAUCUAAAAAGCAUAAAAGAUCUAAAUCUCCAGGUCAUAAAAAACAUAAAAGCAAAAAAUCUAAAAAGACCAAGCAUAAAGAAGACUGAUUAUUUUAUAAAAAAUCUAAAAUCUCAAAUAAAACCCAAAGUUUUAAUUUACCAACAAAACUAGAUAAUCUGCCAA
Messenger RNA from Folsomia candida, 1593 nucleotides. RefSeq names its product U2 small nuclear ribonucleoprotein auxiliary factor 35 kDa subunit-related protein 2. The record is from RefSeq and is a predicted model, not a curated record. Gene Ontology annotation, molecular function: pre-mRNA 3'-splice site binding; metal ion binding. Gene Ontology annotation, cellular component: U2AF complex; spliceosomal complex. NCBI's taxonomy places the organism in Eukaryota, Metazoa, Arthropoda, Collembola, Entomobryomorpha, Isotomidae. Bases 147 to 1517 code for a protein of 456 amino acids. The transcript is spliced from 7 exons. Gene Ontology annotation, biological process: mRNA splicing, via spliceosome.